Messenger RNA from Hirundo rustica (Barn swallow), 751 nucleotides. RefSeq names its product betacellulin (gene BTC). NCBI's taxonomy places the organism in Eukaryota, Metazoa, Chordata, Aves, Passeriformes, Hirundinidae. Bases 18 to 557 code for a protein of 179 amino acids. The transcript is spliced from 5 exons. The record is from RefSeq and is a predicted model, not a curated record. Gene Ontology annotation, biological process: positive regulation of mitotic nuclear division; epidermal growth factor receptor signaling pathway; positive regulation of cell population proliferation.
AGGCGGCGGAGGCGCGCAUGGAGGCGGCGGCGGCCCCGGCCCCGGGCGGCGGCCCCGGUACCCUGCUGCUCUGCCUGGCCCUAGCCUCUGGCUUGGCGUUCUUCAGCUGCGUGGGCGCCGACACCAACGUCACGGCGGGGCACGGCGCGGAGGGGCUGACCUGCGGCACGGCCAGGGGAUGCACAGGGAACGGGACGCAGCUGCGGCGGCAGAGCCACUUCUCCCGGUGCCCGGAGGAGUUCCAGCACUACUGUGUCAAAGGGAGGUGCCGCUUCCUCGUGGCCGAGCAGGCGCCGGCUUGCGUGUGCGAGCGAGGCUACACCGGGGCUCGCUGCGAGAGGGUGGAUCUGUUCUACCUGCGAGGGGACCAGGGCCAGAUCGUCAUCAUCUCCCUGAUCGCCGCCAUCGUCGCCCUCAUCAUCCUCAUCGUCGGCAUCUGCCUCUGCAGUCACCACUGUCGGAGGCAGCGUAGGAAGAGAAAGGCAGAAGAGAUGGAAACGUUAAACAAGGAUUCACCUUCCAGAAGUGAAGAUGUGCGGGAAACGGGCAUCGCGUGAAGGUGCAGGGGAGCUGGGGGCCGACCGAGCCGGUGUGACCGGAGCCCCGCAUUGGGGGCGGGUGCCGAGGCCGACGGGCUCCCCUCUCUCCGCAGGAGCUCCCGGUACCCGCGGGCGGGUCCCGGACGGCAACAGCGGCUGGCUCCACGGGCGAGGGCUGAAACGUGCCGCGGCUUGAAUAAAGGGGUGACGGA